AUGGCCGAACCUCAAUACGAGCUGCUCUACCACCCAGGAAUUCCUGGCAGAGGCGAGUUCAUUCGUUUGAUGUUCGAAGCCGCAGGUGUCAAAUAUGCCGAUGUUGCUAGGGAUAACCCACCAGACGAGUCCGGUCCCAAUGGUUAUGGUCUGGUACAAGCCAUCACGAGUCCCGAGAGCACCGGAGAUGAUGACGGCAACCCUCCUGCAUUUGCACCACCUGCCUUGCGAAUUCACGGUGCUGGCAAGAACGGAAAGGCACUUCUGAUCCAUCAGACUCCCAACAUCCUCUUGUAUCUUGGUGGUCCUCUUAAGCUCGCUGGUUCAGACGAACCGGAGAAGUACUAUGUCAACCAGCUUGCACUGACUGCACUUGAUCUCAACAACGAGACGCACGAUACACAUCAUCCUGUUGCUGUCAUGAAGUACUAUGAAGAGCAAAAGGACGAAGCACUAAAAAAAGCUACUGACUUCCGCGAGAACCGUCUUCCCAAGUUCUUCAGCUAUUUCGAACGUGUACUUAAGCACAACAAAUCGACUGGGAAAGGCAAACAUCUUGUGGGCGAGUCUUUGACAUAUGCGGACCUUGCGCUAUGGCAAGUCAUCGAUGGUCUCAAGUUUGCCUUCCCAAACGAAAUGAGACACAGAAGCUCAGAGUCACCAUUGCUAUUCGAUCACUUCUACCCAAGCUUGAAGGAUGAACCUUGGUUGAAGAAGUACCUGGACAGCAAGAGAAGACAGCCUUAUUCCAUGGGAGUCUUCCGACACUAUCCUGAGCUUGAUCUUCAAUGA
Aureobasidium namibiae CBS 147.97 is the source of this 792-nucleotide messenger RNA. Its product is annotated as glutathione S-transferase. The coding region runs from base 1 to 792 and encodes 263 amino acids. Gene Ontology annotation, biological process: glutathione metabolic process. The record is from RefSeq and is a predicted model, not a curated record. The transcript has 2 exons. Lineage: Eukaryota; Fungi; Ascomycota; Dothideomycetes; Dothideales; Saccotheciaceae. Gene Ontology annotation, molecular function: glutathione transferase activity.